AUGGAGGUGAGUAGUGUCUUACCCUGAUUUAGUUAUCAGUGUCCUCCUUUUUUGGUGUCUCUGUUUCCUUCCCUCCCUUGUUCUCCUUUUUUCUUGUGCACAGGCAGUUUACGAUUAUAUGUUGAUUAUAUAUAAUUAUAUAUAUAUAUUAUAUGAUUACAUGUUUGCAUCUUAUAUUCUUGAUAUAUUGUGGUUUUUUAUAGUUAUGUCUUUUACAUAUAGAGUUGUUGUCGGGUGCAUGGGACUAAUCUAUGUACUUUGACUAGGGGAUUUUUUUCUGUUAUACCUUUUGUACAUGUUUCCUUUGCUGAUGACACUGAUUAAUCGGGUCUACACCCUUUUUUACCUUUUGUCUUUCAGCCUAAUGUUUAUGGUUCAUUCAGUCUCCCCUGGAACCAUUUUCCCUUUGGACCCAUCAUAUUGUUUGAUUUCCUGCCCCUGUUCUUCUUAAUUCUGGUUCUCACUGUUGUACCGUUUUGUUACUGUUUUUGUGCCCUCUUACCAAGAAAGAGACUGGGGGGAGUGCCUAGUGAUAUAAUUUGGCUGGAGGGUAUCUGGGACAUGCUGCUGCUGUUGGGAAAUAAAGAAAGGGUUAAAGAGUUACUCCAAUUACCAUAACCACUUCAGUGACUUGAAGUAUUCAUAGAGGUAGUGUGUAUGUGAAGUAUAUAAAUGAACAGUAUAGGGUCAUCAUCAGAAUUGAGGAUCUUUCUCAUAGGCAAGCAGUGGAUUGUCUGAGAUCUUCACUUCUGAUGAUCUCAGCCAAGGAGGCAGGCCAGGAGUGGAGAAAAAGGCCGCCAUGGCGAUUAAAUGCAUCUCUAUGGGGAAAAUUCAGCACCUGACUGUGAUAGGGCUAGUAAGGGGAUGACUGUGGCAAAAUGAGAGGGUAAGUGUAACAAGGUGAGGAGGGAGGAGGGUGAAUGUAGUAGUGUGAGGGGAUGAAUAUGAGAUGAUUUAGGUGGUGUGCAUGGCAGCAUUUGUGGGUAGGUGUGACAGUGGGUGUGACACUGGCAGGGUCGGUGAGUAUGACAGGGUUAGGGGGCUGAGUGUGAAAGGUGGGGAAUGGAUGCGUGCAGGGCUUAAUGAAGUGGUCUGGGUGCCAGGUCCCUCUAGGAUUAACCCUUUUUUUUAUCCUUUUCAGAGAAACUGCUAUGUUUAUAAAUGGGUUAAUCCAGCCUCUAGUGGCUGUCUCAUUGACAGCCGCUAGAGGCGUCUGCGUGCUUCUCACUGUGAAAAUCACAGUGAGAAGACGCCAGCGUCCAUAGGAAAGCAUUAUGAAUGCUUUCCUAUGAGACAGGCUGAAUGCGCGCGCAGCUCCUGCCGCGCAUUCAGCUGAAGAGGAGGAGAGGAGGCGGAGAGGCCCAUGCUAAUGCAGCUGCAAACACAUGCCCAUUGAUUUAAAGAAAUUUAAAACUAUAUAUAUAUAUAUAUAUUUUUUUUUUUAUUAUAAUUUUUUUCUACUACUCUUCACUUAAGUAUGGAAACUUAAGAGGGAUGUAGAGGAACAAACCUGUUGUGGACUGGCUGACAAUGAAAUCAGUUAAGAUAAAGCUGACUUUGCACACUAUGCAAAUGCUCUUGCUGCUUCAGUCUCUCUAACAAUGUGGCAUGUUCCCUUUCUUCUACACUCAUUACAUACACCUUUUCUCUGCCCCAGACUGUAUAAGAGGAGCUUCUGCCUACUAGUAAGAAAGAUAGGAGAGGAACUAGCGAAUGUUAGGGGAGAGUCCUUAGAAAGUGUAGAGCGCAUCAUUAGACGCAUUUAUGCCAAGCUCAGGGUGCUGUCUGUAUAACACACCCUUGAUUGGUCACCCUGCAUGAUUGGCAGGCAGCCUGACGUGCAUUCACACCAGACUAACCAUCUAAUUCUAUUUUACAGACACGUUCCUUUUUGGGCAUGUUUGUCCCUUUGGGCAGUACUGGUUACAUGAUUCACAUCAGUGGCACACCCUUUUACCCCGCUCACUGAAAUCCUGCUUCACCGGACACUGCUGGUAGGGGGUAUGGAUUUACUUGUAAAAUGAAAGUGAGAGAGUAGCAUAGGGUAUGUGUUUUCUGAUAGCUAUAUCCUGUGGGUUCCCUCCAGCACCACCUCCACCAGAUACAUGACGUUUGUGAGGUAGAACAGUUUUAGUGUUUCUGUCCAUAAGAUUCUGUAAUUAGGCCCAUCAUAAUUGUCAGCACCAGGCCCAAUGGGCUCUUAAUCUGGACCUGGAUAAGUGUGGCAGAUGUAGGGGUGAGUGUGGCAGGGUAAGGGGUGAUGUUAUAUAGAGUUAGUGUGGCAGGGUGUGUGGCAGGGUAAGGGGUGAUGUUAUAUAAAGUUAGUGUGGCAGGGUAAGGGGUGAUGUUAUAUAGAGUUAGUGUGGCAGGGUGUGUGGCAGGGUAAGGGGUGAUGUUAUAUAAAGUUAGUGUGGCAGGGUAAGGGGUGAUGUUAUAUAGAGUUAGUGUGGCAGGGUGGGGUGAUGUUAUAUAAAGUUAGUGUGGCAGGGUAUGGGGUGAUGUUAUAUAAAGUUAGUGUGGCAGGGUGGUGAGUGUGACAAGUUUGGGAGUAAGUGCGAUACGGUGAGGGGUGGUGAGAAUCUGUGGCAGGGUAAGUGGCAAGAUUAAUGGAGCGUGUGUUGGGCAGGAAGAAGGGAAAUAAUACAUCCCCUAGUGGUCCUAUAAAUUCCCUUGUGGACUAAUGGGCUGUUGGUGGCCACUGGCCUUCAAGUCAGGGAGAUUUUUUUUACCUCCAGGCUGGAUUAUGGGUUGGGGAGGAGGGGCAUGAGGACAUCUAUCAUAGUAUCACUGAGUCAAACGCUGUGAAACUCCAGGAAGGGCAUCUAAUAGCUGUCUUAAUACAAGUUACUCUAAAACUACAAUGAUUUACAUUGCAGAAAUAUGGGGUACAGGAAAAGUGCACCUAGACCACUUCAAUUAGAUGAGGUAGUCUGGGUGCCUAUAGUGUCCCUUUAAGGUAGUACGAAGUAAACACAUUUUCCUGUGUUUACAGGAAUUCAUCCUGUAAGAAUGCAAUAACUCAAGAUACUGACCUCACUGUCAAACACAUAGCUCCAAAAUUGCAGGUCUCACCGUCAAAAUAUAGUCUUCAAAGAUAUAUUCAUUUAAUGUACAAACCAUUAAUCACUUAGACACAAGACCGAAGUGGCAUAGAGAGUUCUCACCAAUUACUAAAAAAGUUAUCAAAAACUGUAUUUCUAUUUCAAAUUAUAAACAUUUCUAAAGCCCAAAAAAUUUAUUUUGUUUGUAAAAGCAGUAUAAUCUGAAUGGGUUAAAGGACAGUGACAGGUUAUGAAUUUCUGUAGUCAUAAAAUAUAAAAAUAGAUUCUUCCUGGAUCCAAAGAGCAAAUCUCCCAGACAGCACAGGCAUCUCAAUCCAGCUCUCAAUUACAUAGUAACCACACACUUUACAGCAGUUGUACACGUGACAGGUGUAUAGUCGCCAUUUGGGCAGUCGGAAUCCAGGACAACCAACCCAAUAUCCUAACCCAAUAACGCACAGACACUAGGGAAUAUGGGAAAUUUUGUCCACAGCUUUAUUAUUAAUCAAAUAAUAAUAGUAACAAUAAUAAUAAUAACUUAACAAGUAAAACAUCAUUGCCCCCCAUACUCCGCCCUCGCAUCCUAUUCCUUCCAUUAACAUAUAAAAGGAAAUGACCCCCAUAUAAAUAACACAUACACAUACACAUACCAUACACCAACAUUAGUCCAAUAACAAUUUAAAGUGCCAACCAUCCAUUAACCAUGGCAGGGGUAUACCCGGAUACCCCUACCCCACCAGGUUCUGAGCCACCAUCAGGACUCGAAACCUAUCAACCACCGAUGACCACAACUUGUUUGUUUUCCAUUACGUUCAUCCUGGGGAGCCUAUUUCUUCUCCUUCAGCUUCCCAUCCCGCCGCUGUGAAAAAACGGGAUAACCCCACACAGAACAAAACCAGGGAGGGUGGGUGGGACAGACUCAAUCAGGUAGGAAAUUAGAAAUGACUCACCUAAAAUGGCUGCCUAUUUAAAUAGCCAAACCUACUUACCCAUAACUCCACUCCUUGCUUACUUCCUCCUGUCCCCAGUCGGGGACCGUCCCCGCCGACCACACCCGGGGACAAUUGCCCUGCCCUCCGCUGAGCUGCCUGACGUGGAGUGGUGCCGCCGGGACCUACCCACCCUCCCCCUGGACCCCAAGGUUCUAACCGGCGAAGGACUGCCACUGCUACACCCUGAACCAGACCCCCCCUAAGGCCACGCACCCCCAACUGCCUACCCUCCAGGAGAGAACCCAACCCCCCACCUAAGCUGACUCCUCGCCUAACCGCUCCCUGAACCCCCUUCACCUUACAGGCAGCCUUAGCCCCUCCUUCCCCCUUUCCAGGCCUACCCGACCCAGACUGAUCAGGCCUACCCCCAGAACCCGUGGAGGACCCACUCACUAUCCCAGAAGAGCCCACUAUCUCCUUACCACCCCCAGCCCCCACCUCCCCUAUGGCACUCCCCCCUCCCGUGGCCCCAUCCCCCACUAGGGAUCCCAGGAAGGCCUGCCUGCCCCCCACUGUCACUCUCCGGCCCCCACCCCUUGCUGAAUCCCCCCCAGCACUUUUCCCGCCAAGAGGGCCCCGGCCGGAGCCCCCUGUACUUGCCUGCUGCCCCAGGGGCCGGCCGCGUGUCCUCCCGGUUCCGGCCCCGUCGUCCACCAGCUCCGACGGGGUGGGAGCCCUCCUGGGCCGCACCUCCGUGCUCCCCGAUCUUCCAGGGGGCCGUCCGGUCACCUCCGACCCGGGAGCCGCGACGUCCCCGUCCUGGACAUCCAUUCGCCGCCGGGCACUGGUCCUAGGCCCCGGCCGCUCGCGGGGAGGCGAGGCCUCUAUCACGCGGCUACCGGGCCUGCUGCCACCCGCACCGGAAUCGCCAUGACCUCCAGGGAUGCCUUCACGGGGCCCCAUGCCCGGGCUUAGCCUCUCCGGUGGCCUCCUGGCCCAGACCGGACUGCCACCACCGCCGUCCCGUUCCGCCGCCUCCGCCAGGGCCGGUCCCAGCUGGGCCCGCAGCCAGUCUGCACCCUGAUGCCUCGCCGCCGACCGGAUCCCCUCCAGCAGUCGCUCCACAUCGUCCAUCGGCCCUGCAGGGAGACAAAGGAAGAAAAAACCCUACCAAGCCAAAUCUGUGAACACAGAAGUGAACACAGACUCAACCAGGUAGGAAAUUAGAAAUGACUCACCUAAAAUGGCUGCCUAUUUAAAUAGCCAAACCUACUUACCCAUAACUCCACUCCUUGCUUACUUCCUCCUAAGCCCGCCUCCUAACCCCUGUCAAGGCCUUUUUCUGCUUAGCUGCGCUCUAGCUACAUGGGGCUACAUUAAUAUAAUGGAACGCGGAAAAGGACAAAAAUAUACAUGUUGUAUUACAAGUAUAGUACGAGAAGAGUUGCUAUAAAAAUUGUAACAAGCAAAAUGGACAUAAAAUUGAGUAGUGAGCUGACUUUCACUUUUUAUAGAGGAGCUUUCGUGCCUGUUAUUCUUUCUCCUGUAUGGUAUCACCAAUAUUAGCAAUAAAUUAAGCAUAGCCCUGAACACCAAACAUUAUGCAUUUCAUUGUCUGUACAUUGUCACAGCUAAAAUGGGAAGGAUCCCCAAUAAGGAAGUUGUAUAAAACUCUAACAGAGAAAUAAUUUUCCUGCCUUAUUUGUUUGCUUAUUAGUUUUUGCAGACUGAGCCCCAGCAUUUUUUGUUUUCCGCAGGGAUGGAGCAAGGAUUUUUGGAUAUAGAGGCGAAGAGGCAUUUUGCCAGCCUUUGCCUGUGUAGGCCUAUGUGUCUCUGUGUGCAACUGCAGUGCAUGCCCCAAAUUUAGCGGGAGAGGAAGGGAGACUUGUCAGUAACAGUCUCCUGUGGGCGAGAUGAGCAGCGUUGAGAGAAGAAAAAGGUAAGUAAAAAGUUUUUGUUUGUUUUUUUAUUCUCUUUUUAUUAGCAGGUUCAGAGAUUGUGUACAGUGAUGCAAAAAAUGGCAUAUAAAAGAACCAACACAUUUUUUGUUUUAAGUAUGCGAAAACAUGUGACACUAAAUACCCCAAAUUAACAUAAAAUAAAAAGUGACCUUGGGGUUUGGUAUCAUAGUUAAAGGUCUUAUUAUGGGGGGUGUGAGUGAGCACUGCAACUAAAAAUGCAAUGUUGGCAGGAGUGCAUAAGGCGAUGAGUGCUAAAAUUAAAAUAGAGUAACGUUGUAAAACAGAUAAAGAUGUUGGAGGGGCACUUGACAUCUAGAGGGAUAAAGGAAUACCCAAAACAUUAAAUCUCAACAUCAGCUUUUAAUGUUGGACUGCUCCUCAAAUACAUGAAUAUUAUAUUAACAUUUCUGUAUAUAUUCUAAACAUAAAAAAUAUAUGCAUAUCUUUAUAUGCUAAUAUGUGUGUGUGUGUGUGUGUGUGUGUGUGUAUGUGUGUAUAUAUAUAUAUAUAUAUAUAUAUAUAUAUAUAUAUAUAUAUAUAAAGAAAGUAACCUUGGCACUCACCCUUAUCCAGUUACUAAACAAAAUUCUUGCCUAGGUGCAACCUCAGCGUUUCCAUAUAGAUCCAAAAAGGUAAUAGGUGCACUUUUAGGUCUUGUUCCAAUCUUUCUUUUAUUUAAUUGUGCAAAUUACAUGUACAAAAUCAAAUACUUCCGACCAAUGUUUCGACCCCUAUAGGGUCUUUUUCAAGAUCUUAUAUACAUACAUGUCAGUACGUGCUUGCGCAUGCGCACACUGUCGUGUUACUUCCGUGUUCGGGAGUACAGGCGAACACAAUCACUCACCUAUGGUAAGUCACUUAUUUGUAAUAACAUAUAUAUAUUGAUGCACAUUAUUAUAUGUUAUGAAUCUUAAUAAAGACCCAGGAGGGCCAAAACGUUGAUUUAUAUAUAUAUAUACACAUACACAUUUUUUUUAAACUUAAACCUUGAAGUUUUAAAGACACACACACAUACACACACACAAACAAACUAAUUGUCACACAAACACACACACCUUCUGACACAAACUCUGACACACAAACACACUCGCCGACAGAAACAUACACAUACUCAGGUCCAGCCCGUUCAUUAGUCCCGGUGUGACCAUGGCUCCAGAGGGCAGUUUUCCAAAAUGUCGCCCCGGUACACUUAAAGUUGCCUGCUGGGGGGCCAGGGCUGCCUGUUUGCAUAAAUAUAUAGCGAUUACCGCUAUCUAUAUAUCUAUAUAUAUGCUGUUCCGGGCCCCCGCUACCUUGUUCUGUAAAGAGGGGCCCAAUAGUCUAAGUCUACACACACACACACACACACACACAUUGCAUCCAUUACACACACAUUGCAUCCAUUACACACACUGCAUCCGUUACACACACACUCUGCACGGCUGCACCCACUACACACACACUGUAUAUCCACUACACACACACUCCGCAUCCACUAUACACAUGCACACAAUACAUUCACUAUACAUACUGCAUCCCCUACACAGACACUGCAUUCACGUCACAUACUGCAUAACAUAAUAGAUGUGUGUGUGGUUUUCGUAGGAGGUGAGCAGCAUUUCAUCUUUGGACCCAGGCAGCACAGUAUCUUGGGCUGGUACUGUACACACUCACUGACAUAUUGUCACACAAACACACUCAGAGUACACAGAACACAUACACUGAUCCAUACACAUAGAUAAACAUACACACACUGACCCACACACCCACACUGCACUUUCUCUCACACUCUGCUCAGUCCCAUCACUUAUUUUUCUUGCCAGGUUCUGCCCAAUGCCUUCCAGUAUCAGUGCCAGCCACCAGUAUAUGAUAUCAUGCAGUAUCCCGGCAGCCUUCAAAAUGCAAAGAACAGCUAUGUUGUACUACUGCUCAUUUACAAAAUUCUACUAGAAAUAAAAAAUGUACAGCGAUAUCAGCCUCCAGGCGACCGAGCCCAGUAG
Molecule: messenger RNA, 7913 nt
Organism: Pelobates cultripes (western spadefoot toad)
Lineage: Eukaryota; Metazoa; Chordata; Amphibia; Anura; Pelobatidae
Source: the annotation of a GenBank genome assembly